UUUCAAGUCCUAACAAUGGGAGAAGAGACUAACAUGGGAGGGUCAUUGCUUCUGAUCUGCCUGAUUGCUUCAUGGUUUUUCAUACACAGAUGGAGUCAGAGGAACAAGAAAGGCCCCAAAACUUGGCCUUUUCUUGGAGCUUCUAUUGAGCAAUUGAUGAACUAUGGUAGGAUGCAUGAUUGGCUUGUCCAAUAUUUUUCCAAGUCCAAAACUGUUGUGGUUCCUAUGCCGUUCACAACUUAUACAUAUAUUGCUGAUCCUGCUAAUGUGGAACAUGUGCUAAAGACAAACUUCAAUAACUAUCCUAAGGGUGAAGUGUAUCAUUCUUAUAUGGAAGUGCUACUUGGAGAUGGGAUAUUUAAUGUUGAUGGUGAGCUUUGGAAGAAACAAAGGAAGACUGCAAGCUUAGAGUUUGCAUCAAGAAAUUUGAGGGAUUUCAGUACCAAAGUUUUCAGGGACUAUGCUUUAAAACUCUCUGCAAUUCUCAACCAAGCAUCUAUACUCAACCAAAUAGUAGACAUGCAGGAGUUGUUGAUGAGAAUGACUUUAGACUCCAUAUGUAAGGUGGGUUUUGGAGUGGAAAUUGGAACUCUGGCUCCUGAUUUACCAGACAAUAGUUUUGCUCAUUCCUUUGAUACUGCAAAUAUCAUAGUCACACUCCGCUUCAUCGAUCCACUAUGGAAAAUCAAGAAAUUUCUAAAUAUAGGCUCAGAAGCACAACUUGACAAAAGCAUCAAAGUCAUCGAUGAUUUCACUUACUCAGUGAUUCGGAGAAGGAAGGCAGAGAUAGAAGAUGCUACUAAGAAUGGCCAACAAAAUCAGAUAAAACCUGAUAUAUUAUCAAGAUUCAUAGAACUUGGAGGAAGAAAUGCAACAGACAAAAGUCUGAGAGAUGUUGUGUUGAAUUUUGUGAUUGCUGGCCGUGACACAACUGCAACAACUCUAUCAUGGGCCACAUAUAUGGUGAUGACACAUCCUCACGUUGCUGACAAACUUUACUUGGAGCUCAAAGCUUUUGAGGAGAAUCGAGCAAAGGAAGAGAGUUUUUCCUUGGUUCAAUGUGACAAAGGGGACCCUGAAUCAUUCAAUCAAAGAGUAGAGCAGUUUUCAUGGUUAUUGAAUAAAGAUUCACUAGAGAGAUUGCACUAUUUGCAUGCUGUCAUAACGGAGACACUAAGAUUGUACCCUGCAGUUCCUCAGGAUCCAAAAGGCGUUCUAGAGGAUGAUGUUUUACCAGAUGGUACCAAAAUAAAAGCAGGAGGCAUGGUAACUUAUGUGCCAUAUUCUAUGGGAAGGAUGGAGUAUAAUUGGGGACCUGAUGCAGCUUCAUUUAUACCUGAGCGUUGGUUCAAAGAUGGUGUUCUCCAAAAUGAAUCUCCAUUCAAAUUCUCAGCUUUUCAGGCUGGGCCAAGGAUAUGUCUUGGGAAGGACUCUGCAUAUCUCCAGAUGAGGAUGGUGCUUGCUAUUUUGUGCAGAUUUUACAAGUUCAACUUGGUGCCUGGUCAUCCUGUGAAAUACAGGAUGAUGACUUUGUUAUCAAUGGCACAUGGCUUAAAGCUUACCAUAGAGAAACGCCCCUGAGGUGCUUUUACCAAUACAAGUUAUAUAUGUAUAAUGAUAUUCCCAUAAUCAUGAUCACAUAUUUAAGUGAUGGAAUAAAUAAUGAUUUGUAGAA
This is a messenger RNA of Lotus japonicus, 1675 nucleotides long. Its product is annotated as cytochrome P450 704B1. The transcript has 6 exons. Gene Ontology annotation, molecular function: monooxygenase activity; iron ion binding; heme binding. The record is from RefSeq and is a predicted model, not a curated record. Lineage: Eukaryota; Viridiplantae; Streptophyta; Magnoliopsida; Fabales; Fabaceae. The coding region runs from base 16 to 1581 and encodes 521 amino acids.